GACUCUAUACAUACAAAGAUGGACGCACUUUAUGCAGUCGAGCAGGUUCAUAUACCACAGGAGUUAGGUGCAAUUAUGAAACAAUACACCAAGGCCAUCUUACGUGAUGAACCAACGGAUGUUUAUAAAUAUAGUGCAAACUUUUUUGCCAUUAUAUCUGGAAGAUGCCCCCCUUUUGAUGAAAAUGGAGUUUAUGUUGAAGAUGAAUAUGCUUCAACACAAUCAAACGACAAGGUAAAUACACCUACCCCUGUCCCUAGACAAGAUAUUAUUGGUGAAAUUUUUCAAAAAUACAGCAGAAACAAUGCUGACACAGCUAGUCUAGAGGACCUUCCGCACAUCCUGAAGGAGAUUGUAACAGUUAUGGGAUUGAAGGAAGACGAUCUUCCACCUGUUGCAGAGGUUGCCUCUGUUCUUCAUACGGAGGGUGAUUUUAUAGAUCUGCUUGAACUCAGACAACUCCUGUUCGAACCAGAGCCUUAGUUCCAUUUUUAUUUAUUGAAAUUAAUACCCAAAACAACAGCUGGGGAUGAAUGCUUUUUAUUUCAUGUAAACAUUAUGUACGUGAGCUUUAAGUACUCCUGUCUUUAUU
Messenger RNA from Phytomonas sp. Hart1, 592 nucleotides. Lineage: Eukaryota; Euglenozoa; Kinetoplastea; Trypanosomatida; Trypanosomatidae. The record is from the annotation of a GenBank genome assembly.